CACAAACUACAAAGAGCAGCAAAGCACUGCAACCUGCUUAUUUUCAUGUUUCCUAUUUCAUACUUCUAUAAUGCUAUGAACUGCAAUGACCUAGACAUAUCUACUACUAUUUAUUUAUUUAUUUAUUUUACUAGUGUUGUUUUUACUCAUGAAAUGCAAAGCUGAAAUGUAGAAUUGUGCAUAAUUGUAAAUAUAAAUCUGCCAAAGUCAAUCAUGGAAUCAUAUUCAUAUUCAUAAUCAUAUUUUUUUCAGGCUUGACAUGCAAAACAUCCAAGCUUGCAACAAAACUAUAUGAACUCUUUCUCAGGUCUAGUGCACAUAUCAGUGGAUGCCUUGGCACCCUCACUUUCUCAGAACAACCUAUUUUUACAACUUGACUGCGCUUGGGCAGAAUGCUUGCUACUGAACCUGUACUUGCAGUUGAAUUUCAUGAGCACUCCUGGUGCAACAGCAUCAUAUUUUAUUCAUAAUCAACUCUAGAUCACAACACAACAAGGGAGACAAUUACCAGUGUGUGAAAAUCUGUUUUGUGACACUGGUUUAAUAGUCAUCAUUUGCAGUAAACUCUAACCAGAGUACUGAUUUACACAUCUGUCUGAUUUCCCUCUCUGCUGAUCUCUAACCAGCCAAUCAAAAUGGCUGUUCUGCAGCUUAAAGUGGGUUCAUACUGCCACACACUCACUCAUUCGUAUGAUCCAAGGACACCAGAGUCCUUGCGUCAUGCAGCAUAUCAAGCACACGCAUCAGCAUUUGGAUAUUCUGGGCAAGUGUAUUGCGUAUUAUUUCACAGCUAGCUUUCCAUGGUGUGCUUUAACUUUGAUACACUAAACAUUAGUGUAGGAAGUGUAACGAUUAUAAUAUAAUCCCACUAUCGGGUGUCACCUAGGCAAUGAUGGGUUCCCUUUUGAAUCUGGUUCCUCUCAAGGUUUCUUCCUCAUGUCCUCUCAGGGAGUUUUUCCUUGCCACUGCCUCCUCUGGCUUGCUCAUUAGGUAUCUAAAUCCACCUAUGGAUUUCUUUAAAGAUAUCAGUGUUUGCUUUAAGACAAGCCCAUCAUACACAACCUAGUUUUUGACCAAGAUAUUUUCUAUUAACACAAAUAUAUAUGUUUGUGUAUCUGACAGAGAAUUUUACUCAGGAGAGAGCAGAAUUAAAAAAAAAAAAAAUCUUUAGUAAAAGUAAAUAUCAUGUUCCUGAGUGGUGCAACUGAAAGGCAUUCGCCCUAUCAACAGGAGAUCACGAGUUUGAAUCCCAACAAUGGAACAGCCAAAAUUGGCCUUGGUCUUUAGGAUGGCAUGGGAGGGAUGGCAUACUGUCAAUCACAUCAACACCAGCCAAUUGUGCACAUCUUUCAGCUCAAGUAUGCGGAAGGGGGUAGAUAGCGAUUUUAUCUGUGUGUGUUUACGCUGCCCCGUGAUGCAGCAUGAGUAUCAGUUCGGAAAAAUGCUGUUGGCUGGCUUCACGUGUUGUGGAGGAAGCAUGUGUUGGCCUUCACUCUCCCCGGUUGGUCGCUGUUGCACGAUAGCGGAGAAGUGGCUAGUGGGUGGGAAUUGGCAGAUGAACACAUUGGAGAGAAAAAUUGGGAAACAUCAUCUCAUGAACAGGUGCUGCUGGUGUGUUGGUUGGACAUCCUUUUGAUACUGUUAAGGUGGGUUCAACUUUUUUUUUAGGUUGCUCUAACCCAAUUAUAAUCUAAUAUUUAUGCCUGAUAUUGAUUAUCUGUUAUUCUGUCACAGCAGAAUAUUCUAGUGGUGUGAACAAAGCUCCAGAAUGAGCCUAUAAUAAGAACACGAUAUGUUCAUAACCAUGAAAUGAAACUAGAACAACAUUCUUCUUGUGUGUUUACUUUAAAAAAAAAAAAACAACUAUCCAUCACACAGGUUGGCUUGAGGUUCUGGUUGUGGGUUACCGUGUCACAUGUGAGCAUGCACUUGUGACAUGCACUAGCUGAGCUCUUUUCAUGUUUUGGCUCUGCAGUGUUUUGGUCUAGCAGUUAUGUACUGUUUGUUCCAACCACAGAUUAGAUUUCCCGUUCAUUUCUCGUUGUUUUGAAUGCCCCUCUGAAGUAUGACCUUUUUCACAGAACCUUGAAUGCACGCACACAUGUGAAAGACUCCCAGCUCUGGCUCGGAGCGUAACUGUACACUGGCUUGUGUGUGUCCUUUUUAAGGCACGAUUAACGUUAUUACAAUCUUGAUCUUGGAAUAUUAAGAAUGAUCUUUUCUUAAUCAUGUUAAUCAAACAAAAUACUACUAAAUCAAUUUAGACAGUAGAUUUCUGUAGAAAAAAAGGGUAGGAUAUUGACAAGAACUCGGUUAUACUGCUCCUUUCAUCUGUCCUGUCAUUCCAUGUAUGCAUAUGCUGGGGAAAUAUCAUAAUAUCUGGGGAUAAAAUCAUUAACAUUCAUUUAAAACAGUAUUUGUCAAGAUGUUAGGUCAGUAUUAUGGAUUUGAAAGAUAAUGAUAAUAACUUUAUAAUGAAAUUUAAUUGUUCUAGAUUCUAACCGCCACAGAGAGUGGGUUCAGAGCUUUGAGAUACAAUGUGUUUCACAGCCGCUGUCCUGCUUUUUUCCUGUGUUCAUUGUAAACCCUGCUACAGGGGCUGUCUUUCACGGCAUAAGUGUUACUUUGUUGUAGAUGAGGGUGAGGGAUUUACAACCCCUGCACGGAUGGGUAACCUAGUAAGUACAGUCAAGGUGAGACUUCAGGUACAAAAUGUGGACAAGCCCCUGUAUCGCGGAACAUACCAUUGCUUCCAGUCUAUUGUUCAUCAAGAAUCCAUAUUUGGGCUCUACAAAGGUAUUGGGUCCCCAAUGAUGGGCCUGACUUUCAUCAACGCCAUUGUAUUUGGUGUGCAGGGCAAUGCAAUGCGCAUGCUGGGCAAAGAUACCCCUCUUAACCAGUUUCUGGCAGGCGCUGCAGCCGGUGCUAUCCAAUGCGUCAUUUGUUGCCCAAUGGAACUAGCCAAGACUCGCAUGCAGAUGCAGGGCACAGGCGAGAAGAAGUCUUCCAAGAAGACAUACAAGAACUCGUUGGACUGCUUAGUUCGCAUCUACAAGAAAGAAGGCAUUAGGGGAAUCAACCGUGGCAUGCUGACCACCAUUAUCCGUGAGACACCAGGAUUUGGAGUGUAUUUCCUGUCCUAUGAUGUCCUGACGCGUUCGCUGGGAUGUGAAGCAGACGACCUCUACAUCAUUCCCAAGCUGCUCUUUGCAGGGGGCAUGUCUGGGAUUGCUUCCUGGUUAUCCACCUAUCCAGUGGAUGUUAUUAAGUCCCGCCUCCAGGCAGAUGGCGUAGGUGGUGUUAAUAAAUACAGUGGAAUUAUGGACUGUGUCCGUCAGAGCUGGCAGAGGGAGGGCUGGAGGGUUUUUACUCGAGGUCUAACCUCUACUCUUCUCAGGGCUUUCCCUGUCAAUGCUACCACGUUUGCCACAGUGACUCUGUUCCUCAUGUAUAUGCGAAAUGAUGGAGGUGUGAAAGACUGUGAGCCUGAGCAUCAGCCUGUACAGCAAACACAGCUCCAAACUACAAGCCUCUGAUUGGAUGCUCCAAUCUCCUAUUUGGGCUCUUCACCCAGAAUAAUUAUUAUACAGUGCCUGUAUAAUAAUUUCAAAGAGAUUUCCCUCUUGAUGUAUCCUGUUGGGAAUUCUAGUUCCCUUAUUAUCAGUUAUACUAGAAACAGUAUCAGCAAAACUGUACCAGCUUUCAAAGUUUCAUUUACAAGGAGUAUCACUUUGUGUGGGAAUUUUUUUAUCAAGUUGACCCAAGGUUCUGAAAGAAACUCAAAGAAUGUUUUGCUAAGUUUAUCUCUACAGUGAGAUAGGGUUAAUGCUGCUACGAUUUUUUUUUUUUUUUACUAAAUGUCCUCAGGAUGUAUGUUAUAGUCCAGGAAUUUGGAUUGAAUCAAGUUGGUAUGGGGAAAUUUGUGAACAAGCAAAAUCGUUAAUGCUAUCCUGUAUUAAAGCAACUGAAGGUCAAGGGGAGGGGGGCAAGUCCAUUUCAUGGAAAGACAGAAGGAUAAGGGUCCAAAAAAGGAUUACUCCGUAAUUAGUAUGUCCUUUGGCAGGAAUGACAAAAAGAUCUUUUUUUUAAAAAAAAUUGCUGAAUUGGUUAUUUAUACACUGUAUGGCCAAAAGUAUGUGUACACCUGACCAUCACACCUACCUGUGCUUGUUGUACAUCCCAUUCUAAAACCAUGGGCAUUAAUAUGGAGUUGGUCCCCCCCCUUUGCAGCUAUAACAGACUCCACUCUUCUGGGAAGGCUUUCCACUAGAUUUUGGAGCAUGACUGGGGGGAUUUGUAUUCAUUUAGCCACAAGAGCAUUAGUGAGGUCAGGCAUUGAUGUUGGGAGAGGAGUGCACUCAGUCUUCCAGUUCAUCCCAAAGCUGUUCAUUGGGGUUGAAAUCAGGGCUCUGUGCAGCCCACUGGAGUUCUUCCACUCCAACCUCCGCAAACUAUGGCCCCAUUCACACCUGGCAUUAACGUGCGUCCUGGUGAGCAGAUCACAAGUGGACAGCCGAGACACAUAGCCGUUCACAUCUGGCAUUAUGAAUGCGUCUCCAGUGACCACUUGUGAUCGGAUUUCAUACAUCACUUACGCUGGAGAGAAGCUGUCAUGCACAUUUAUUAUGUCAGUCUUCAUCUGCGUUUAUUUUCAAGCAGAAAUGUCCCACAAAUUACAUUUACAGGUACCUUUACAAGUCGUUAUUAUUACGUGGUCUGCAAAUGAAUCUUAUAAAUGAUUAAGAGAUAAGAAAUGAAACUAUGAAAAACAGUUGCUUUCAUCUUUGUUGUUAUAGUGUGACCUUUAUCCAUUAGCCUGGCGGUGGAGAGCUCUAAUGUUCAGCACCAUUUCCAAAGAGUCUUACAAUGAUUACAUAUUUUCCAACUAGGGCAAAGAUGCAGUUGAUUAGGCGGCCAUUUGUUGCUCUCUGGGACGCCUCGAGACGCAUUCGCAUUCACACUACAAAUGUGAUGUGGCCAUAUGCAUCCCACACCACCUCUGAAUGUGAUCAGAGUUUGAAUGUUUGGAUCACAAUGUGCCUUCGAGACGCGUUUGACCCAGUUCACACCUGCACUUAGUUCUGACCACUUACGAUCAUUUCAUAAUGCCAGGUCUUUAUGGACCUUCGCUUUGUGCACAAGGGCACUGUAAUGCUAGAACAAGUUUGGCCUAAGCCCUUUAGUUAGAGUAAAGUGAACACAGUUUAAACAAUUGUGUGCUUCCAAUAUUGAGAAAGGCCCACAUUAGGGUGUGAUAUCCAGGUGUUCACAUACUUUUGACCCUGUAGUACAUCUGCAAUGGAGUAAUUCUGUCUAUGUAGGAAAAGGUGCUGCUGAGCUUCUAAACAACUACAUUUACUGACAUUUGUUUUCAGCGUUGCUGUAGGUAGUGUAUAGCUUUGAUUUCUUGUCUAUUUUUUUUUUCUUCCAUUGCUAUUGGCAUUCCAAAGAAAGGAUGGAUUCUGAUCUGACUCUAUGCCUCAAUGCCUUUAAUAUAGCAUAUUCACUUUCAGCUGCAGCUUAGACUGUGAACUGGUUCACCUCUCGUUUGCUGAAAAAUCAUAUUUUUUUGUAAACAGUUAAAUCGAGUUAUGUCAAGAGCAAAGCAUAAAUAUUCAUACAGUAUUUCUGUACAGUACAAACUGUAUAUUUGCAGUGAGAAGAAAUAAAUAAAGGAAUACAUUAAUAGUAAUGUAUAUCUGUAAAGUAAAUCACAUCAGAUGGAUUGUUGGCUGAAUUUAUAUGGCCAUAAAAACUCCCAUCUCUCCAUAGCACUGUUAGUGUUACAGAAAGAUCUGGUUAAGGGGAACACAUCUCUAUAUCAUUACACAGUACAAGAGAUGAUGUUUGAAAUGCACCUUAAUUAUAUCAAUUAUUCCCUUAACUUUUAUUACUUUGUUACCCGCUUAGAAUACUGUUUAUCAGCUUCUUAAUUGCUGGUGCAUUAUUUUAGUACUGUAGUAUUAUUUUAAAUAGUAUGUCUGGUUUCAAUAACCUUAGAGAAUCUCUGCAGUGAUUUACCUACAGGCAUGUGUUUAGUGGUUUUUGUUGUGCAUCCGAAAGACAAAAAAAUAUUUUAACAUUUUUAAAACAAAGGUCUCGCAUUCAUGUGUAUAAUUAAUCACAAGAUCAUUUUUUGAUCAUGCAGUUCUGUCUGUUUUUACAUUGUCUUUUCUCACAUGGAAAAUGAAAUUGUGAAAACUUUCUACUUUCAUGAUUGUACAAAAUAGUAUUUAUUGAUGAAUUAAAGAGUAAUGGAAUUAC
This is a messenger RNA of Pangasianodon hypophthalmus (striped catfish), 6264 nucleotides long. It is a transcript of the gene slc25a29l, whose product is annotated as mitochondrial basic amino acids transporter. Gene Ontology annotation, biological process: mitochondrial L-ornithine transmembrane transport. The record is from RefSeq and is a predicted model, not a curated record. Lineage: Eukaryota; Metazoa; Chordata; Actinopteri; Siluriformes; Pangasiidae. The transcript has 4 exons. Gene Ontology annotation, molecular function: high-affinity L-arginine transmembrane transporter activity. The coding region runs from base 2538 to 3536 and encodes 332 amino acids. Gene Ontology annotation, cellular component: mitochondrion.